Messenger RNA from Leishmania braziliensis MHOM/BR/75/M2904, 1518 nucleotides. RefSeq lists its product as hypothetical. Bases 1 to 1518 code for a protein of 505 amino acids. The record is from RefSeq and is a predicted model, not a curated record. The transcript has a single exon. Lineage: Eukaryota; Euglenozoa; Kinetoplastea; Trypanosomatida; Trypanosomatidae.
AUGGAGGAUCUCAUGACUCGCGCAGCCGACGCAGCCCUCUACCCGCUGCAUGUCUUGCAACGCCAUAGCAAGAUUCUUGGCAUCGUCGGUGAGGCUGCACUGCCUACAUUGCCCAUGUCAGGUGAAAGCUGCACGCAUCGAGUCAGCUCUGCCACCGAUCUGGAGCCGUUCAUGGCGGAUUCGCUAAUACUGGAGGUACUGUUCACGUGGUGCGUGCGUGUCCGUUGCUCUCUGUCGCGCACUUUGAAGCGACAUUGCCUUGUUGUAAAGAGUGUUUCUCGCGGCAUCGCGUUCUCUGCCCUUCUCGUGCGAGACUCCAGCGACGCGAACCCCGCAGAAACAGUGUGGACAGAUGUGGAGCGCUGCACAGAGCUGUGGAAGACUCCGUCCCCAGGUGACCGCACGGAAACACUGCAUGUGCACAUGAUGAGCGUGCCGGAGGUGCCAGACACCAUUUCCACUACGCUAGAUGACAUGCCUAGCACCUCUGCAGCAGCGCCGGGGUGUAGUCAUGUCACCACUCGCGUCCUUCUCGGGGACUCCCCCAGCGAAAUCGUGAUGGGGAUUCGGCAACUUUUCGACAGGCUUCUCAGCACUGAGGCGGAGAGCCUUUCCGGCACGGAGGUGUGCUGGCCUGCCUGCAUGCUGUUCCCUGUGAACGUACACACCCGUGAUGACGAGAAGCGGCGGGCAGAGCACGCGGCGCUGCUGCUGCCGUAUCAGGGUCUGCUGCACCAUGAAAAUGCCGUUCAAGUGUGGUCCACGUGGGAAGACCUGCGCCAGCAGCACGAGGCAAACAAGGCUUUUGUCUUCCGUACUGGUGAGGCGUGGGAGCGGCACCUCGCCACCACUCCGCACACUGACCUCACUCCGGCAUCCGCGCCGUCCCUGCCCGGGGCUGAGACGGUUUUGACCAGCGGAGCCUACGAUUACUACCACUACCGUGUUGAUGGCUUCCGCGAUGAUGGUUGGGGCUGUGCCUACCGUAGUCUGCAAACAGUCCUUUCCUGGUUUCAACAUGCGGGUCUCAUACGCGCCGUCAUGCCAUCCAUCCGGGAAAUUCAGGAGAUUCUUUAUGUGGUGGACCCGGACAAAGCAAACAAGAAAGCCUUUGUGGGCUCGUGUGACUGGAUAGGCAGCUUCGAGAUUAUGCUGGUGUUGCAGCAUUACUUGCCAGGCCUAGAGUGCACCAUCAGGCGUCUAGAGAGUGGAAAAGACCUGGACACGGAUUCCUCGGUGCAGUUGCUGCUGAUGGAACACUUCCGCAACCCACUCGCCCCGCCGGUGAUGAUAGGGGGCAGCAGCUACGCACACACGAUCCUUGGCGUCCACAUAAACCUCCACACAGUGGAGGCGCAGUACCUGAUCCUCGACCCGCACUACUCCGCCUACCCGACACAGCUCAAGACGGUCAUCAAGAAGGGCUAUGUGGGAUGGAAAGAGGCCUCGAAGUUCUUUGAGGCGGGCAGCUGGUACAACUUAUGCAUCCCACGCGUGAACCUGUUCGAUCCUCGAUGA